CGAUCCCAUCAUCCUCUCUGCCCCCCAUUCUUAAAUCGUUUUAAGAAAGCGGCGCUACGCUGCACGAUCCUCCCGGAAUUUGGAAAGGAAGUGAGAAAGAAAAAGAGAGAGAGUGUGUGAGAUCGAAAGGGACGGAGGGGAGGAGCAGGAGGAGCCGAGGCUGGCGGGGCGCCUGGUAUGAACUUAGAAGGCAGCGGCAACAACAGCAGCAGCAGCGGCCGCGGCGGCAGCAGCAGCAGCAGCUACAGCAGCAGCAUCGAAGGCGGCGGCAUGAGCUCGGUGAGCUGCGGCAACGGGAAACUCCGCCAGUGGCUGAUCGAGCAGAUUGACAGCGCUAAAUACCCGGGCUUGAUAUGGGAGAACGAGGAGAAGAGCAUCUUUCGCAUCCCCUGGAAGCACGCGGGCAAACAGGACUACAACCGCGAGGAAGACGCCGCUCUCUUCAAGGCCUGGGCUCUGUUUAAAGGGAAGUUCAAAGAAGGCAUUGAUAAACCAGAUCCUCCCACUUGGAAGACGAGACUCCGUUGUGCUUUGAACAAGAGCAAUGAUUUUGAAGAACUGGUUGAAAGAAGCCAACUGGACAUAUCAGAUCCAUAUAAAGUAUAUAGAAUAGUACCGGAAGGAGCAAAAAAAGGAUCAAAACAACUUAGCAUGGAAGAUCCACAGAUGAUUAUGAACAACGCUUUCACUCUGAAUUCAUCAUAUUCUGCACUACAGCCUCAGGUUCCAAACUACAUGGUACCUCAUGACCGUAACUGGAGGGAAUAUGUACCAGACCAGUCCCAUCCUGAUCUUUCAUACCAGUGUACAAGUGUCUCUUUUCCACCUCGUAAUCAUCACUGGCAAAGUCCGUCAUGUCAGAAUGUAGGUUGUCAAGUAACUGGGACUUUUUAUGCUUGUGCGCCACCUGAGACACAGACUUCUGGAAUCCCAAUAGAGGGAAACAUCAGAACUAGUGAAGCUCUUCCCUUGUCAGAUUGUCGAUUGCACAUCUGUUUGUAUUAUCAUGAAACUCUUGUAAAAGAAGUCACAACUUCAAGUCCUGAGGGCUGUAGGAUAUCUCACGGUCAUAGCUAUGAGAUCAGCGGCAUGGACCAAGUUAUGUUCCCUUAUCCAGAAGACCAUAACCAGAGAAAAACGACUGAAAAAUUGCUUUCUCACCUGGAAAGAGGAGUAAUACUCUGGAUGACCCAUGAUGGCCUCUAUGCUAAGAGACUUUGUCAAAGCAGGAUAUAUUGGGAUGGGCCUUUGGCAUUCUGCAGUGACCGGCCUAACAAACUGGAAAGAGAGCAGACGUGCAAGCUUUUCGAUACUCAGAAAUUUUUAUCAGAACUACAAAUAUUUGCCCACCAUGGACGUCCAUUACCUAGAUUCCAGAUUGUGUUAUGUUUUGGAGAAGAGUUUCCUGAUCCACAAAGACAGAGAAAACAAAUUACAGCCCAUGUUGAACCAGUGUUUGCUAGGCAGCUGUACUAUUUUGCACAGCAAAACACCGGACCUAUUCUGAGAGGCUACGAUAUAUCAGAACAGAUAACUACUUCAGAAGAUUAUCAUAGAUCCAUCCACCAUUCCUCUGUUCAGGAAUAAACACAGGAACACGGAAGUUUGAAUUACAUUUGGAGAGGCAAAAGAAUGCAAAUCAGUGCUUCAAAUUUUCCCGAGAAAUCAUCACCAACUGGAAAUGUACACGGAAUGGAUGUCAGCGUUCCGGAAAACCCCCUCUUCAAGUAAAGACUCCGAAGCAAGCAUCUUUCAAAGUUCUUUUACUAGGAUAGGUAAACUGGCACAACUGGGGAAAUCCGAAUCUGAGGGAUCCGGGUCUUCCCUCAGUGAAACACACUCCAAAACCACCACCCCGACCCCUCUGCCGAUCACAUGCUCCAAUCGCCAACCGUCCCAUCUCAAGACAUCACUCCGACUACUCCUUCUCCAGAUGCAGGCUCGGCCUGACCUUGACCGGCAGGAAGAAUGUUACUAUAAUUCUAUGUAUUCUAUAUAUUAUUCUAAUGGCCCCUUCUACCAAAUCCCCCCUCCUACUUUCCCACACAGGAGAAAGUGGCAGCGCGGAAGCCUUCGGCCUAGUAUGGCUUCCAAAGCUGACAAUGGAUACAGUCAACGUAAGAAUCUAGAAUCCCGAAUGAGAGUUCUGCCGUGCUUUUGGAAAGCUGUCCUCUGCUUGUGGGAUUAAUGAAAAAAUGGCUGAUAUGUUUACAUGUUCUUAAAUAAGGACAGUGUCUUAGAGACAACCUGAAAUUAUUUCAAGCCUCUUGUUAUUUAUUUGAUUUGAAAUCUCAGGGCAGGAAAUUCUAAACCUAAGUAAGAGUUUACAAUGGUGUAAGGCCAUAAAAAUGUAUAUUAUUCAUAAAAAAGGGAUAAGUAUACUUUCUUAAAAAAAGCUUCAAACAAUUGAAAUAUUGAAUGCUGUGUAUGUCGAAAAGUUAAUUUCAGACUUUUUCCCCCCUCAUAAAUGUUAAAAAAGCUGUUUCUGUUGCUGCUGUUUCUGAAAUGCGCAUGGAUACUAAAUUCUGUGGAGUCUAUCAGAAAUCUUCCCAGGACAACGUGUUAUAUCAUUGUCCAAUAUUUAUAUCAUUACAUCAUUUAAUUUGUAUUAAAUUCAAUAGGCUAAGUUUAUUCAUAGCAACUGUUACGCUGAGGUUUCAUUCUUAUAUAGACCAGAGAGUGAUUUUCAGCUGGACUUAACUUUGCCUCCUACAAUGCUGUAUAGAGGUCAUGGAACUGACAGUAUUAUCCAUCUAGCAGUCUUCAGGCUGAGAAAAUGAACGUAUUAGACAUGUUGACCAAUUUAGUGCAUUGAGACUUAUAUUUGAAUAUUUAAGUUUGCACAAGUAAAGAGUGAAUGUGUAAAAACUGAGAGCCAAUUUGGUCUAGUGGUUAAGGCACCAAGCUAGAAAGUGGGAAACCAUGAGUUCUGAUUCUACCUUAGGCAUGAAAACCGGUUGGGUGACUUUGGGCCAGUCACACACUCUCAGCCCAACCCACCUCACAGGGUUGUUGUUGUGGGGAAAAUAGGAGGACGAAGGAGUAUUUGAUAUGUACGCCAUCUUAACUUAUGUGUAAAAAUAAUAAUGGCAGAAUAAAAAUAUAUAAAAUUAAAAAAAAAGUUAAAUUGAGAUUGCACAUUGUGCUAUGUUUUGCUUUAAUAGGAUUGCACAUUGUGCUAUGUUUUGCUUAACUGUAGUUUAUUGAGAAAACCACAUUUUUCAUUAACUAUGCUUCAUGCCUAUGCCAAACCACAACAAACCACCCCAUGAUGACUUAGGUCUGAACAAGCUUGAUGAACUAAUUUAAACAUAUUAUAGGGGACUUUAAUCUGAAUAGUCAAACAGUGCUUGGACAUAGUUGACCUUAUUUCGGAGGGUUAAUGUGCAGAUGUAAAGAGUAAUUGUGGACCACUUGUGUACUGUUCUAAAUGGUGUAUAGAAGAAUAGAUGGAACUUGUUUUCUACUUAAAAAUAAAGGACUUUUAGGUUUUUUUGAGGUACAUAUUCAGCAGUCUUCUUCAAUCUGUUGGGCUCAGUUGAUUUAGACUAGAGUUCUUAUCGCCCCUGGGGUGGGAAAACUGAGGUUACAGUUUGAAAAGCAAAGAUAACUUUUGGAUCAAGGAAGAACACUCAAUAUGAUCUCAUUCUCUUAAAAAUAGUGGCAGGUAUUUCAGUAUCCACUACUGAAAGAUUUCUACCUUGUAAUUAAAAAUAUACUGAACUUGAAUAUUUAAUCAGGGACAUAUUGUACAGUUCGUUAGUCAGUUGGCACUAGGUUCCUGAAUUUAUACAUCUUAAAGAUGCAUGAUGCCUUGGGAUAUAAUAUCCAUUUCUUUCUUCUCCCAGAAAAUUCCUUAUUAUCUGACACAUUCUUUCCUGGAUAUAGUUAGUUACAGGCCUUAGCACAUAUUGGGAGUAAACAAAUUGAAUUCAAUGGAAGUUAUAUCUCAAUAAACAUGGAUAGGUUGCACUAUUAAUUCUUUUUAAGCUUGGAAAAUGGUAAUGAUAACUCCACAUAGCUCUUUGAAUCUUUUCAUGUUUGUUUGUUUGAUGGUUUCUUUGAUAUGUCAAUAUACAUUAUUAAUCCAUUUAGGCUACAAGCCUUAUUCCUAUACGCCUAUAUACUUACAAUAUUUCUUGUGGUCUUGGCAUUUAGUUUCUCAUAUUGGCUGCUUCAUGUAAUUAUAUAUCAGAAUGAUACCUGAUAUGCCAAGUAUCAAGCUCAGACUGUUUAUAGUUUCAGGGGUUUGAUUAUCACACUUUGUAUUAUAUGUAAGAGAGAUUUAUGUAA
Messenger RNA from Ahaetulla prasina, 4293 nucleotides. It is a transcript of the gene IRF4, whose product is annotated as interferon regulatory factor 4. Lineage: Eukaryota; Metazoa; Chordata; Lepidosauria; Squamata; Colubridae. Gene Ontology annotation, cellular component: nucleus. The transcript is spliced from 9 exons. Gene Ontology annotation, biological process: immune system process; regulation of transcription by RNA polymerase II. Bases 178 to 1587 code for a protein of 469 amino acids. The record is from RefSeq and is a predicted model, not a curated record. Gene Ontology annotation, molecular function: RNA polymerase II cis-regulatory region sequence-specific DNA binding; DNA-binding transcription factor activity, RNA polymerase II-specific; protein binding.